Molecule: messenger RNA, 1746 nt
Organism: Schizosaccharomyces japonicus yFS275
Lineage: Eukaryota; Fungi; Ascomycota; Schizosaccharomycetes; Schizosaccharomycetales; Schizosaccharomycetaceae
Product: SWI/SNF complex subunit Snf59
Exons: 1
Coding region: 266-1270 (334 amino acids)
Biological process (GO): negative regulation of heterochromatin organization
Cellular component (GO): SWI/SNF complex
Source: RefSeq, a predicted model, not a curated record
AUCGUAUAUUCAUUUUUUGGUGUAGCACUAUUAAGCUAUUUAGGGUUUCGUGUAAGCGAGAAUGACGCAUGGAUAUAGAGUUUAUUCCAGUGAAUGCCGAUGGAUGGUCUUUGCUCAAAGGCUGCACUUUACGCCUGGAGAGCUAAAGUUCGGUAGUAUUACAGCGUUGUCGCGCAUGUACAUAUUGAAAUAUCGUUAGUGAAAGUGAAGAAACGAAUUUAGCGAACUUUAAAACUGGACGCGUGCAAGUUACAGAGUUACAGAUAUGUCAGAAAAUGUUGAGACAUCCACGCCCCCUGUUGAGACUAAAAUUGUGGAUGAGCAAGUUGUAGAUAAAAAUAUACCUAAGGAGCCUACCUUUCUCGAAGGUAAUGAACCGACAAAUGACGAAAAAGAACAUGAUUCCUCGAAUAAAAGUGAUGAAGACCAAAAAACGGAAUUAAACCGUUCAACAGUGAAAGAAGAGACGAAGGAGGAGCAUCCUACUCAUGAACAGGAGGCUGAGGAUAAACAGGAGCUGAAAGUGGAACAAGGUCAGAAAAAGGAGAAGGAACCUGCAGGGAAACCGGAAGCCAGCCUAAAGAAUAAUCAAACGACGGAGAAAAAGGCUAGUUCUGGGACUACAGAUGAUACUAAUCCUGGCAAUUCGAACCAGGGAAUAACAAAAAUUAUUGAUAAGUAUGGUCGUUUGCAAAAUGGACUCGAAUACAAAGCUCGAACGUUCUGCUUGACAGGACGUGGAAAUGUUUUAUACAUGCUUGGAACAGAAUGCGCCCGGUUAUUGGGGUUCAAAGACAGCUAUUUUCUGUUUCAUAAAACACCUUCUCUGCGAAAGAUUGUGACAACACCGGCAGAAAAAGAAGAGCUUAUACAAAUGGGGUUGCUUCUUCAGAAUUUUCGUUCGCGUCAGGUCAGUAUUGUGCCUGCUCGGCAGAUAUUCAUGGUUUUUGGUGCCCGAAUAUUGGUCCAUGGUUCUGUCGAUCCUUCAGCCCACAAAAUGCUCUUUGAACAAGGUAUUGCCUGGGCUGAUGAUGAGUAUCACAAGCUUGACAGUAAAUCCACCGUAUCUUCAUCAGCAGGAACGCCUGGCCGUACAGACGGCCGUGGAGACACUCCUUCUGAAAGCUCUACUGACAUUGAACCAACGCCUCCUGAUGAUUUUCAGGCAGCACUUCGCAAUGCAGUAGACUAUAAUGCGGAAUUAUUCAAGGAACGUAAACGCCGGCUGGAUGCUGCACAUUAUUUUUACUACGGUCAGACAAAACAUUGAUUUUCUAUGGAUCCACACACACUUAACUAAGAGUGACCGAAUUCUUGACUCUUUUACACAAAAAAAUGCUUAUGGAUCGAUUCUUGAAAAACGUUUUAGUGUUUAUCAACCGACUGUCGGAUUCUAAUGUCCCAUGCUAAUGUAAAUCUCUUACUCAAUUAAACAUAGGAAAAAAAAAACAAUCUCUCCUCACGACAGGUCAAUUCGUUUCGGUCCUCCAAUCGUGAUCAUUAACAUUGUCCGAUGUUGAACAUUAUGUUACUUCAUUCAACACAUGUUAUCUUUACCUUCGUUUCAUCUUCUAAACUUUCACUCUUUUUUUUCUUUUAUUUUUCUUUUUGUAAUUUCGAUUACAUGUUGCCUAUUCUGUUAUAGGGCAGCUAUUCCCAAUCUUUUAAUUUCCCUUUUUGCUAAAAGGUGUACCAUCUUAUAUCGACACCGGUUUGCGUACUUUAAUAUACUAAAAUAUAAUAGCU